CCCAGAUUACCCUGAGAAUAGGUGCGUCUAGUCACUAGUCACGGCCAGGCUAAUUGAGCUUCCUCUGACUGAGGUCAUCUUUUUACUUUAAGCCUAAUCUACGCGAGAUUCGUAGGUCAGGUCCUCAUCAAGUGCAGAUGAGUUUAGCGUGGGGGAUUUUGACCAUGGAGUGUUCGUUUUCAUCCGAUCUUUUUCCUGGUGUUGUCAUCCGGCUAGAUAACGCCGGGCUGCUGAAAUUGUUGUCCGUCGCAUCUCGAGACAGUUUCGUUGGCACAUGCGUGGGCUGGUUGAAGUUCACCGUGGAAGGCGGCGUGGAUUCUGAAAGGAGGCAGUCGGCAGAAGGCUGCAAGUGGCCAAAAAAGUUCCGAUAACGCUUAUCGGCCAUCAAGUGAUCUGCUCCUCGAGAACCGCUUUUCAGACCACAACUCGCGGAAUCAGACCUCGGUCCCGAGACUCGAGAACCCGCGAUCGCCCUCGCCAUGUCCGGGACGGUGCUCAGCACUCUCUGUAGCAUCUGCCAUGCGCAACCCCCCAAGUACAAGUGUCCACGAUGCGGCGCGCGCACUUGCUCUGUGCCGUGCAUCCAAAAGCACAAGGCGCGCGCCGAUUGCGAUGGUGUCCGCAAUCCCCGAGCGUUCAUGCCUCUGAGCCAGCUGAAGACCGAAGCCGGAAUCGACCACGACUUCAACUUCCUCACCUCUAUCGAGCGUGCACGUGAACGGGCUGAGAAAGACAUCGUUGAAGCGCGCCGACUGCUGAGCGAGAAGGACCUGCGACCGCCCAACGAGGACAAGCUGUACGAAAAGGUCUGGCACGGCGACGAGCUGCGCCAUGUCCCUGUACAACCGCAGGAUCAUAUCAAGCAUGGCCGGCCCAACAAAAGCUUCUCGUUGGCUGACGGUGGUGGCUUCGAGAAGCGUGUGCGCAGACGGCUGCGGCACUUGAACAUCGAGGCGCUCAUGAUGCCCAAGGGCAUGGCACGGCAGCGAGAAAACAAGACAGCUUUCAACAGGCGCACGGAGACUAUCAAUUGGCAGGUGGAAUGGCUCGUCUACGGAGCUUCCCAGCUCGGCCUGCCGGGUUUACAAACCGACCAACAACAGCAGCAACCUCUGCGCGUCUUGUACAAAAGUCUUGAAGGGACGCCCCUCAACACCGCCCUCGCCACAACGCUCGAGUGGCACCGCGGCCAGCUCAACCGUCAGGCCCGCGAACAACAAUACGACCCCGAGGGCAGCGAGAACAACGAAUUGGACGAUUCAGCUCCGCGAAAGAAGCGCAAAACCCACCAUCACCACCACCACCACCACCACCACCACCACCACCACAAGCGCAACGAAAAUAAACCCGCCUCACCACCAACAGUCCAAGACCCAACAACAUGCACCUGGCCCGCGGCGCCAUACCCGUCCCAAUACCCGCUCACAUCAGCCUGGUCCCAAACCAGCAACACCUCCCCUUCCGUCCCGUCAACGUUCGAGGAGCAGCUCAGCCGGUCUUGGCGCUUCUACCUCCUGAAAGUCGGGCGGCCGAUGCCGACGCCCAAGACGCUCAUCCCGCUGGCCGCGACAGAGACCCUGGCGAGCGCGCUUGCCGGACGGACAGUCCUGGAGUUCCCUACCGUGGUGGUCACCCCUAGCUGCGGUGGUAGUAGUAGUAGUAGUACUAUACCGGAGGGUUAUGUGGUUGGCGACCCGGCUGAGCGGAGGAGCGAGCCGGCGGCUGUGAAGGAGGUGGGUGAGGAGGGGAGAGCGAGCGGGUAUACUACUGGUGGUCGGGGCGAUAACAGGGUUAAUGGUACGAAAAGAGCCUUUGAUGAGGGAGGGAGCAGGAAUUGGAACGGCAAUGGGUAUGGGUACGGAAGGGGAGGGAAGCGGGUCAGGUUUGAGCAGCGCCGCCCUCCGCAGGCGCGGGAAGCUGUUGUUGAGGAGCCGGAGCCGGAGCCUGAUGAUGAGUUCGAGGAAGGCGAGGUUUGUAGCGACGAGGAUGAGGCCGUGGCUGAGCCUGACGGGAGGGUUAGCGUGGGAGUGGUGGAUGUUGAUGGGAAGAGUGGGGAUGAGAGUGAGAGGGACAGCAGCGCUAUGAUUGGGGAAGGCAACGAGGAGGGGGAGAUCCGUGCGACCAAAGGUGUCAAAGUGCAGGGUGGCCUGGUUGACUACGGGUCAUCGGAUGAUUCGGAGUGAUGGGCGUGAUGGUAAGCGGAGGAAGUAGAAGGAAGGGGGGGGGCGGGGGCAGUAGGGGGGAGAGUAGGAUCUGAUAC
Chaetomium strumarium is the source of this 2260-nucleotide messenger RNA. RefSeq lists its product as uncharacterized. Gene Ontology annotation, biological process: box C/D snoRNP assembly; maturation of LSU-rRNA from tricistronic rRNA transcript (SSU-rRNA, 5.8S rRNA, LSU-rRNA); snoRNA localization. The record is from RefSeq and is a predicted model, not a curated record. NCBI's taxonomy places the organism in Eukaryota, Fungi, Ascomycota, Sordariomycetes, Sordariales, Chaetomiaceae. The transcript has a single exon. Gene Ontology annotation, cellular component: pre-snoRNP complex; nucleus. The coding region runs from base 480 to 2183 and encodes 567 amino acids.